Messenger RNA from Gekko japonicus, 1438 nucleotides. RefSeq names its product transmembrane protein 179B (gene TMEM179B). The record is from RefSeq and is a predicted model, not a curated record. NCBI's taxonomy places the organism in Eukaryota, Metazoa, Chordata, Lepidosauria, Squamata, Gekkonidae. The coding region runs from base 24 to 662 and encodes 212 amino acids. The transcript has 5 exons.
UGUGCCCUGCCCUCCGCUGGAAGAUGGCGCAGCUGUCGGGGUGGCUCCUCAUCGAGCUGGCCCUGCACGCCGCAGCCUUCCUGUGCGGGAUCAUCUGCGCCUCCGCCCUCACCGUCACCCAGGGAGAAUUUGGUGGCCAGUGUAUUUUGUAUGGGUCCGUGGUCUACAACGGGACGUUGAAUCUCAGCAGCUCCAGCCCCGUCUCCCUCUGCUACUUCGUCGCAGUCAUUUCUUCCCUCGCCGCCAUUUUCUGCUUCCUGGCUCUUCUCUACGGCAUCUAUAGCAUUUGCUUUGGGGAAGGAGAACCGGAGCAUAUCUGGCUCAGGGGAUCGAUGGUGCUGGCGGCCGUGGUCCUCUUCUUCUUGCUUAUCUCAGCCUGCAUCCUUCGGGUUGGGAUGGACAGCUUCUGUGCCUCCGUUCUGAAAUCUGCAGCUGCCUCAAGCUGCCAAGAAGCCCAGCAUCGACCUUGGGUCCCCCCUUACCAAGCUGGAAGGUUCUAUGACAACCUCUACACGGCAGAGGCAGCCGCUUGGGUGAACUUCUUCUUUUGGUGCAUGUUGCUGCUGCGCUUGUUCGUCGAGUGCGUGAGUAAAACCCCAUCCCGCUUGUCACCGAGAAGCGACCAGCCAUGGAAUGCUGAGAGAACACCCAUCAUUGGGUAGCCACCACCCGUGCCUCGAUGAGGGAGAACCGGGCAGCCCCGGAAGGAGGAGCCAUCAGCACUCCCAGUGUGGGGGCCAGCAGGAGAAUCCUCUCCCCACCUUCUGUUUUGCUGCACGACCGGAAGGAUCGGGGUUGUCUUUUUCCUUGGUGCGUCGAAAGGGAACAUCUGCUGAUUGCCUCCGGGCAACACGUCUUAAAUCAAGAGGUUCUGGGACUGUAAGCUGGCCGGAAAGAACUGUGGAGGGGGGAUACACUGAUGGAGCAGCACCCGGCAUGUUCCAACUCCGCCUCCUUUCUGUCAUAGCCUUCCUCUUCCAAUACCACCCCCAUCUCCACUCUUAAGUCUCCAUAGAAAGUGACCAAUUUCCACUCCAUGAUAAAGCAGUGCAACCCAGCAUGACUUGACGGAUGGUGUCUGCCUGAGCCAGUUCUCUAGUGUUGUACCCUGGACAGCAGCUUGCAGAAACCAUGUCUGCUCCUAGAAGUUAUCCCCCGUUAAUCCUACUAUUGUGGGUUCCUCGCAAACAGCCCUGAACGCCAAUAACCAACACGUAAGAACCUAAGAGCAGCCCUGCUGGAUCAAACCGAUGUCCGUUUAGUCUGGCAUCCCAUUUCCCAGUGUUGCCACCAAGGUAUCCCUGGCAGAAAGUAUACCAUCAGGGAUUCAGAUUUCCAGUACUGAGGCCUGGGGCUUCUCGGGAAGCUUUCCUCCACUCCAUGGCCAGUUUCUCUGAAUCAAGGAAGGAAAUUGGUCCUUCCCAUGGGGGACAAUGCC